Prorocentrum cordatum is the source of this 1017-nucleotide messenger RNA. Lineage: Eukaryota; Dinophyceae; Prorocentrales; Prorocentraceae. The record is from the annotation of a GenBank genome assembly.
AUGUCGGCCGACACGGAGGACAGGCUCACCAAGGCCGUCGGGGACCGCUACCAGGAGUUCGUCAAGAGCGCGACCAGGCAGUUCGAGCUCCAGCAGGCCUUGAAACGGCGGCAGGAGCGUCUGCGGGUGCUCGAGAAAGAGCCAGAGUGGUUCAACUACCUGGCCGCUUUCACCGCGGCCGUUGUCUCCACUCUGGUGAUGCAUCCGAUCGAUACCAUCAAGACGCGCCUGAUCGCAUCCGCGGUGAAGCAGAGCCCGCAGGGCCCCGCCACCCCCGCCGUCGACGCGAGCGGCGUCAAGCCGUUCCAGCUGGCCGACGUCCUGGACCUGUACAAGGGCGUGGUGGGCAACAUCGUGAAGGAGGGGCCGAGCUCCGCUCUGUACCUGGGCGUCUACGAGGCGGCCAAGUCCCGGUUGCUCGGCACCCCGCUGGGCGCUUACCCGCUGGCCGUCUACCUCGUGUCAGGGGCCGUGGGCGAGUUCUUCGGCUCCGUGGUGCGCGCCCCCGCGGAGGCAAUCAAGACCAGCGUGCAGAGCGGGCGAGCCGCCUCCACGCUGGACUCGGUGCAGCGCGUGGUGGGCACCGAGGACGGCAGAGCCCGGGUCUUCGCUGCGUGGAGCGCCUCCCUCUGGCGCGACAUCCCCUUCGGGGCGGUGCAGCUGGCUGUCUUCGAGGGCCUCAAGAGCUUUAUCCCCGGUCGAGUCGCCAGGCAUCCAGCUGGACGUGGACAGCCUGCUGGUGGAGGCGCUGCUGGGCGCCAUCGGCGGGUCCGUGGGCGCCUUGAUAAGCGUGCCCGCAGACGUGGUGACGACGCGGAUCAUCCAGCAGACCUCGCCGAGGGCGCGGAGCCCCUGGCCUUCGGGGAGAUGGCGGGCCGGGUCUGGGAGCAGGAGGGGCCGCAGGGGUUCGCAGAGGGCUGGAAGGACCGAGGGCGCGUGCUGUACUGGGGCCCGGCCGUCAGCAUCUUCCUGACGACCUACUGCGUGGUGAGGCAGGCGGCAGCGCCCCUGUUCUAG